UGGGCACUCUGCUGAUUGCUUUUACACUUUGAAAAUAAUACAAAUCCAUAUUUACAAUAUAUAACCACAAGGCUCUGCCAUUUCUCAAUUUCUUCUUCUUCUUCAAGUUUAAAAAGCUUCAAUUUAGCAGAUCUUAGACUCAUCAAGUGUUCAUGAAAAAUGGCGGGUCGGUUCGGCUUUGCUUCCUCCACUUCGACAUCCAUGAUCGUCACCAACACGCCUUUGCAGGACCUCACCCUCACUAAACUUGCCUUCUGCUCCCCUUCUGAUCUUCAGAAGUUCGCUGUCUCUGGUUAUAGAAACGUCUUCCUGGCUUUGAUUCAUCCCACCAGACAACUUCAACCUUGCGGUGUUAACACUUGAGCUGGACUUCAUUAAAAAGGGCAGCAGAAGUGAACAAAUUGAUGCUGUUCUCCUGUCCAAGCAACUUAAAAAGAGAUUUAUAAACCAGGUGGCAUCUUUUAGCAGGUUAUGACAGCUGGGCAGAAAGUAUUAUUUGAGUACCAUGGAAAUAAUUAUAACUUUACGGUCAGUCAAGCUGUUGUUGAGGACCAAGAGAAGCAGACUUCUCUUGAACGAGGGAUGAUUUCCGAUGACACAUACAUUAUUUUUGAAGCAUCACGUGACAGUGGAAUUAAGAUUGUCAAUCAGCGUGAGGCUGCCACUAGCAACAUUUUUAAGCAGAAGGAGUUUGAUCUUCAGUCUCUGGGUAUUGGAGGUCUGAGUGCUGAGUUUGCAGAUAUAUUUCGAAGAGCUUUUGCUUCUCGUGUUUUCCCUCCUUAUGUGACAUCCAAGCUAGGGAUCAAGCAUGUGAAGGGAAUGCUGCUUUCUGGGCCUCCUGGUACCGGAAAAACUCUAAUGGCACGUCAACUAGGAAAAAUUUUGAAUGGCAAGGAGCCAAAGAUUGUCAAUGGCCCUAAGGUCUUGAGCAAAUUUGUUGGUGAAACUGAAAAGAAUGUGAGGGACCUCUUUGCUGAUGCUGAACAAGAUCAGAGGACCAAGGGUAAUGAAAGUGAUUUGCAUGUCAUCAUUUUUGAUGAAAUUGAUGCUAUUUGUAAGUCAAGUGGUUCAACUAGGGAUGGUACCGGAGUUCAUGAUAGUAUCGUGAAUCAACUUCUUACUAAGAUAGAUGGUGUGGAAUCACUGAAUAAUGUUUUGCUUAUUGGAAUGACCAACAGAAAAGACAUGCUUGAUAAAGCUCUUUUAAGACCGGGUCGACUAGAAGUACAGAUUGAGAUAAGCCUUCCUGAUGAAAAUGGCCGAUUGCAAAUUCUUCAAACUCAUACUAACAAGAUGAAAGAGAACUCUUUCCUCACUUCUGAUGUGAAUCUUCAAGAGCUUGCUGCCCGAACAAAAAAUUACAGCGGUGCAGAACUUGAAGGUGUGGUGAAAAGUGCAGUCUCAUUUGCUUUAAAUAGACAACUAAGUCUAGAUGAUCUCACCAAGCAAGUUGAGGAAGAAAAUAUCAAGGUAACGAUGGAGGACUUUUUGAAUGCACUCCAAGAAGUUGUUCCCGCAUUUGGAGCUUCCACUGAUAACCUUCAAAGAUGCAGAGUCCAUGGCAUUGUAGACUGUGGUGAUCGGCAUAAGCACAUUUAUCAAAGGGCUAUGUUAGUAGCAGAGCAAGUGAAAGUGAGUAGAGGAAGCCCACUUAUCACCUGUCUUCUUGAGGGUACUAGUGGCAGUGGCAAAACAGCACUUGCAGCUACUGUUGGUGUUGACAGUGAUUUCCCAUAUGUGAAAAUAGUUUCUGCUGAAUCAAUGAUUGGAUUACAUGAGAGCACUAAAUGUGCACAGAUUAUCAAGGUGUUCGAAGAUGCAUACAAGUCACCAUUGAGUGUCAUUGUUCUUGAUGACAUUGAGAGGUUAUUGCAGUAUGUGCCCAUUGGUCCGCAGUUUUCAAAUUUAAUUUCACAGACAUUAUUGGUCUUUCUUAAACGGCUUCCUCCAAAGGGUAAAACACUGCUGGUUAUUGGUACGACAAGUGAGUUGGUUUUCUUGGACUCAAUUGGAUUUUGUGACACUUUCUCUGUUACUUACCAUGUUCCUACGUUGAGCACAAAUGAUGCAAAGAAGGUGCUACGGCAGCUGAAUGUUUUUGCCGAUGAAGAUAUGGAUGCCGCAGCAGAGGCCUUGAAUGAUAUGCCUAUCAAGAAGCUAUACAUGUUGAUUGAGAUGGCUGCCCAAGGAGAGCAUGGUGGAUCUGCAGAAGCCAUAUAUUCUGGCAAAGAGAAGAUUCAGAUCUCUCACUUCUAUGACUGCCUCCAGGAUGUUGUUCGUAUAUAAUUUUCCUGAUGUGCCUUUACAGAGCAGAAUGGAUCUUUAGAAGCAACAGGGAAGAAGAAAAAUUAACAUCUCGGACGUAUGAUUGCCUUCAGACCAACACAUUCUUAUCGGGCUCACAAUUUGGAAGUUUAGUGAUAUCUUCAUGGUGUCGUAAUCUUCUCCUUUUUUAUUUUCUUUUGUAUAGUUAUGCAUUAUUAUGUUUAAAUUUAAUGUUUAAUCUUUUCAAAUGUGUGCUAUCCGUGUGCUGCCAAUAUGGUAGUCACUUCCACCAACUGAUUUCAAUAUUGGUAGUGAUGCUUACAUAGAGGAAUGUGAUCAAACUCUCCAGACAAGGAAUUUCACUAUAGCAUGCGGAUAAGUAACAGGAAGAUUCGCUUGGAACCAUAAGCGUUUGUGUCCCAAGGAACCAUUUGAAGGGGGGAAAAAA
Neltuma alba is the source of this 2713-nucleotide messenger RNA. Its product is annotated as vesicle-fusing ATPase-like. The coding region runs from base 472 to 2286 and encodes 604 amino acids. NCBI's taxonomy places the organism in Eukaryota, Viridiplantae, Streptophyta, Magnoliopsida, Fabales, Fabaceae. Gene Ontology annotation, biological process: Golgi to plasma membrane protein transport; SNARE complex disassembly; intra-Golgi vesicle-mediated transport. Gene Ontology annotation, cellular component: Golgi stack. The record is from RefSeq and is a predicted model, not a curated record. Gene Ontology annotation, molecular function: ATP hydrolysis activity; ATP binding. The transcript is spliced from 20 exons.